Onthophagus taurus is the source of this 3578-nucleotide messenger RNA. NCBI's taxonomy places the organism in Eukaryota, Metazoa, Arthropoda, Insecta, Coleoptera, Scarabaeidae. The record is from RefSeq and is a predicted model, not a curated record.
UCGAGAUUCCUUUAUAAAAAGCUCGCGAGUGUUUAGUGGCCGUAAAAAGUACUUUGAACUUACAUUGUGUCCCUUUUAUAUUCAAAUAAAAUCUUAUUAUUUGAAUCAGAAAAAUUAUUAAAGAUUUAUCCACAAAAAAAGAUGUUGAAAUCUUAACCAUGAAGUGUUUUAUUGGAAGAAUGCAGUUCGGUAAAAUAACGUGGUUAUGGGUAUUACACAUAAUCUACCAGAUCAAUCUUUGUAACACAAUGUCAACGUCCGGCUGCAGUUUCAACUCCAUGUGUCUUUGUUCUUCGGAUCAACAUGAUCUCAACGGACGAUUCAUCACAGAUGUUAGCUGUAUAUCCAUCCCGCUUUAUAAAUUUCCUAAUUUACCUGAAGGGAACAUCAAACAAUUGGAGAUAAUGGGUUCUCGAAUACCAGCUCUAGAAUCUGAAAGUUUGGCCGGAUGCCAAGUACAAAGUCUUUCCUUACCGAAUAACCACUUGCAACACGUAGCCGAUCGAACCUUCAGUUCCACGUCGAAAAGUCUCAAGUCUUUGGAUCUCAGCUAUAACGAGUUAGACGUCGUUCCGUUUCAAGCUUUUAGAGAACUUAAAAACUUGCAGUGGAUAAACUUACACGGAAAUCAAAUACAAGAAAUAAACGGAGAUUGGUCUCAUUUAAAAAACACAACUAUUAAUUUAUUUUUGGGUGAAAACGAUAUUAAAGAAAUUCCAAGCGAAAAACUACAUCAAUUCAAAUCAUUAAUAUGGCUAAAUUUAGAUGGAAAUCGAAUUUCAAAGAUUAAAAUUCAUUCUUUACCGAAUACUUUACAAACGUUGAGUUUAUCGAAUAAUUUAAUCGAAGAAUUUCCGCAAGAUACAAUUUCAUCUUUAAUUCAACUGCAAUGGUUAUAUUUACGUGGAAAUCAUAUAAAAACAAUUCCAGAAACGUCAUCAAUUAAAAAGCUAUGGUUGGAGAAAAUCGAUUUACGGGAAAAUUUAUUAACAAAAAUACCAAAAAAGCCUUUUAACAACACCAUUUUCGUGCGAGAUUUAAAUUUAUCGUUUAAUACAAUUAAAACGUUAAUAAACGAAAGUUUCUAUGGAUUAAAUUGUGGACGUAUUAUUAUAUCUUACAAUGAAAUUGAAAAAAUUGAAAAGUAUGCUUUUAAAGGGGUUGAAAACACGUUAGAGUUUUUAGAUUUUGAUCACAAUAAUUUAAUUGAUUUUCCUGAAGAAGCAUUAAAACGAUUAAACGCGUUGAAGUAUUUAUACGUUUCUUCCAAUUUUUUAAAAGAAAUUAAAAAAGAUGCGCUAAAAGGGUUUUGUAGUAAUGUAAAGGCGUUAAGUUUUAGUGGAAAUCAAUUCGAAAUAAUUCCAAGUAACGCCCUUAAAGAUUGUGUUAAAAUAACACAUUUUAAUAUGGCUUAUAAUAGAAUCGAAGUGUUAAAACAAAACGAUUUUAUUAAUUGGGGCGAAAAUAUUAAAAAUUUAAUUUUAACAAAUAAUCAAAUUCACGUUUUAAAAAAAGAUGUUUUUAUUGGAUUAAAAGAUCUUAAAGAACUUAGUCUUAGUUUUAACCCAAUAAAGUAUAUCGAUGAGAACGCAUUUAAUGGGUUAAGCAAUUUGGAAAAUUUAGAACUUUCGUUUUCUUUGGAGUCGAUAAAGAUUUUUGGGGGUAUGUUUAAACCAAUUUUUAAUUUAAAAUUUUUAUCGAUUGAUAAUAAUAAUUUAGAAAAUUUAGAUGAAAAUUUAUUCGAUUUUUUGCCAAAUUUAAGGUAUAUUAAUUGCGAAUUUAAUCGAUUGAAACUAAUUCACCCUAAUUUAUUUAAAAAGGGUCUUCAUACCAAAUUAAAAGAAAUACGCUUCUCUAACAAUGAAAUUGAAAUUGUAUUUAACAAAACUUUCGAGGAUCUCCCAAAUUUAGAAAAAAUCAUUUUGAGUUUUAACAAAAUCAAGGAAAUUCAAAACGAGGCGUUUUCCGAUUUAACUAAUUUAAAAAGUGUCAUUUUAAUGUUAAUUAAUUUAAAUUUGAAAAACGUGAUAAAACAUCUUCAUCGUUAUAGUUUUUUUGGUUUAAAUAAUUUGCAAAUUCUUGAUUUGUCUAAAAAUUUUAUAUCAACAAUUCAUUUAAACCAAUUUUUAUUUACCCCGAAAUUAAGGGUUUUAAAUUUAAGCUCAAAUAAUCUUAGUUACCUCCCAAGGGAUGUUUUUAUUAAAACUUUGUUAGAAAAAUUAGAUUUGAGCCAAAAUUUCUUUUCUGUCAUCCCUAAUUUAAUUGAAAUAGCCCCAACAUUAAGAGAUUUUUCAAUAAAAUCAAACGAAAUCGAACACAUUUCAAGCACAACAUUUUCAGAUCUUAUUCAUUUAAAUUCUUUAGAUUUAAGCGAUAAUAAAUUUAAUAUUCUCCCCGAUAACGUUUUUACAGGAUUAGGUUUAUUACAAAAAUUAGUCUUAGAAUUAACCUCAAUUCGUGCUAACUUCAAAGAGUUAUUUCAUUACGCCCAAAAUUUAAAAGAAUUAAUUUUAUCCAAAUCAAACGUAAUAAUCACUCCAACCUUACCUUUACCAAAUCUAAUUUAUCUAAAUUUAUCUUUUAACUUAAUUAAUCAUUUGGGAACAAACACUUUUCGGGAUUUAUUUAAAUUAUUAACUUUAGAUUUAAGCAAUAACUUAAUAACUCAUAUUCAAUUAAAAAUUUGGUCCCACUUACCACAAUUAAAAAAAUUAAAUUUAUCAAAUAACCCCAUUAAACAAAUCAAUUCGGAUUCAUUUCAUCAAUUAAAAAAUCUCCAAUCACUUGACAUACAAGGGUUAAAUAAAUUGGAGAAAUUUGAUGGAAAAUCAAUUGAAAAAUUAGAAAUAUUACACACUUUAUCGAUUGAAACUUCGUUAAAAAUCGACAACUUCAAAAAGCAACUUUGUAAAAUAUUAAGCAAAUUAAGGUCUUUGCGUAUUUUGAAAUUAAAAAUUCGAGAAAAUGUUUUAAAUGAUCAGUUACGUUGUAUUUCUAACACGAAAAUACGUGAAUUAGAAAUAUCGGGGGAAAAUUUAAAAAUGAUUCAUCAACGUGCUUUUGAAAAAUUCACCCGAAAUAACGAAUUGGUUUUAAAAAUUUCUAAUACAAGUGUUGAAGAUCUUCCCCCUGGGUUGUUUUCGAAUAUGUAUAAGAUUCCGUAUCUUAGUAUAGAUCUUCGAGGGAAUAUGUUGACGUUUUUAAAUACGGAUAUAUUUUAUGGAAAUUCGACAACGUGGAAAAAUGUUGGAACAACUUUAGUAUCAGGUGGAUUACAAAUAUCAUAUAACCCAUUUAAAUGUGGUUGUCAUUUGGCUUGGUUAAGUUAUUGGUUACGAAGAUGGAUGAGAGAAAGUUUAUUAUCUCAUAAUGCACCAAUGGAAAAUGCCCUAAUAAUGAACGAAGCUUUAAUGGAAACUACUUGCAUGGAUGAGAAUAGUGGAAAAGAAAUUCCAAUCGUCCAAAUAUUACCAGAGGACAGCAGUUGUCAUGCAAGUGCUUUGAGUGUUGCUACAAAAAAUUUUAAAAAAGUAUCUGUGAUCUCUAUAAUUUUAUAUUUAACAAUUCUCACUGACUAA